This is a messenger RNA of Phymastichus coffea, 2034 nucleotides long. RefSeq names its product protein quick-to-court (gene qtc). Bases 556 to 1893 code for a protein of 445 amino acids. The record is from RefSeq and is a predicted model, not a curated record. NCBI's taxonomy places the organism in Eukaryota, Metazoa, Arthropoda, Insecta, Hymenoptera, Eulophidae. The transcript has 6 exons.
UUUAAAAUCUGUGAUUCAAGGCGCCGCCAUUGGCGCCACUGAUGUAUGUAUGUAAAGUGGUGGUUCCAUACUGUAAAGUCUAUGUCUAUGCCAAUAAAAAAAUUAUCAUCAUUAUUAUUAUUACCUUGCCUGUAGCGUCUGCUCCCGGGAUCUCGAGUCGAGUGUCUCAAUAAGCCUCAAGUGCGAAUGACAUGAGUGACAUGACACCAACGAGUUGAGGUUAAGAAAGGGUUUACGAGAUUCGGCAUUUUCCUCCGAUUGUAUACCAGCUGUGUCGCCGCAUCACCUAACGACAGCCACAUAGUGCUUCUUUUUUCCUCGUUCUCCUCGGCGAUUUUGCUCAAUUCAACGCUAUUACUUCAGCUAGCCGUUCUACUUAGCUAUACAGUGCAAGUCGCAGACGCACAGCAAAGUGCAAUCAAGCAUUACACUAACCUAUUGUCGACAAAGUCCGUCAAGAUUUUACUUGAUUUGGUCUCGAGCGACGGGGAUGCGCCGGUAGUGAAUGGAAAGGGUGCAGCUGGACCAGCCGCAGAGCAGCAGGAGCGCCCGGCGAUGACGAUGGCCGACUCGACGGAGAGCGCCUCGCGCAUCCCCGUGACCUUGGGGCGCUCGCCGAGCUUGCGACAGAAGGGGGAGCGUCUGCAGCUCAAGACCGAGCUGCGCCAGCAGCAACAGCAGCCGUCGCGGCGACGGCCCGAGCCCUUCCCGGCAAUCAGCGAGCACGCCGACGCGGGCCGCGCCGAGCCCAAGACUGCCCUGCGGCGCUGCUCCUCGAGCCUGUCGCUGCAGCAGACGCCUCCACGACGAGCCGACGACAGUAGCGACGUGGACAGCGUGCGGAGUUACGGUAGCAACUGCAGCAACAUGAGCACCGCCUCGACCUCGGCCUGCGAGCACGCGCACUUCGGGCUGAACGGCACCACCUGGUCGGCGCGCUCCCGGCGCUACGUGGUGCACUGCAGCCCGCAGGCGCGCGACGAGCCGGCCGAGCAGUACCUCACGCCCACGCAGCGCUCGGCCAGGCAGCUGCGCCAACUGCAGACGCUGCUGCGCGAGACACGCCAGCAGCUGGACGAGCGCGAGCAGCAGGUGGCGCGGUUGACGCGCGAGCUGGUGGAGCUGCGGCUGCUGCAGGCGGCCGGCGGCGGGUGCGAGGCCGCGCCAGGCAGCCCGCCGCCCGAUGGCCCGGACGGCCCGGCCUCGGUCCCCGACUCGGGCCACUUCGAGGACGGUGCGGCCUCGCAUUUCGAGCGCAGGAUCGAUGAGAUGCAGCGGCGGCAUCGCGAGGAGCUGCGACGACUGGAGCAGGCGCACUACGAGCGCGUGGACGCGUUGCUGGACCAGCUGGCGGAGGCGGACGCGCGCCGCGGCGAGGCCCGGCCAGCGCCGGGACGCGCGCGGUCAGAGUCGACCGAGCUGCCUCGCAAGUCGUCGGUUGGCCGAGACGGGCGCGGUGCGCCAGAACCAGCCGCCGGGCGCCGAGAUCAGGCUCCCGAGGAGCGCGCCGCCGGCUUCCCCGCCGUGGCCACGGUCACCGAACUGCUGCAACAGCUGACCGACACGCGGGCCGAGCUCGACGGCGUCAAGCCGUCGCAUCGACGCAACUCCACCCGUACUAAUGACGACACGCCUUGUCCGGUCGGUUCCCUCCCUCCUCUCUCGCCACAGCAGCAGCAGUUCCAGGGCUCCUGCUGCAUUCCGCAGCCUCCGACUGUGGCCUGCCGCAGCCAGAGCUUGCUAAGCCUACAGGAGGCUGUGUCUCUCUGGGUGCUUGGCACGCGUCAGGUAUUGUACGAGUCCCCGUCGCUCGACACCUCGCCGUCACGUAAUGUCGUCGAUGUCGUUUUUGUCAACCGCUGCCCAGCCACGCAAUGUAUAGACGUAUCCUAGAAUCAAGAAAUAAACAGAAUGCACACGAUCCUGAAAUCACCCUGCAGUUCCUUAAGUCAGCUGUCUACUAUUUCCUCACAGACAAGGAGAACCUUCACGGACACCUCAAUGCCAUUGAAAGUAUACUGGGCUUCACCGACU